Messenger RNA from Silurus meridionalis, 2841 nucleotides. RefSeq names its product hydroxycarboxylic acid receptor 1-4 (gene hcar1-4). The record is from RefSeq and is a predicted model, not a curated record. The transcript is spliced from 2 exons. Bases 817 to 1788 code for a protein of 323 amino acids. NCBI's taxonomy places the organism in Eukaryota, Metazoa, Chordata, Actinopteri, Siluriformes, Siluridae. Gene Ontology annotation, molecular function: G protein-coupled receptor activity. Gene Ontology annotation, biological process: G protein-coupled receptor signaling pathway. Gene Ontology annotation, cellular component: membrane.
AAGACCUCCAGUGAUGAAAUUCCUGUUUAAGUUGCUGAUGUCACUUCCUUUAAUAUAUUUUUUUUCCCCGAAAUGUUAAAUGGGGCAUGGUUUUGUUUUCCGGUACUUUUGUUAAUAAAGGGUCUUAUAAUUAUUAGCUGGAAUAGUGGAUGUAAUUGAAAUACGACGCAGGUGCAAAAAAAAAAAAAAACAAGAAAAUUAUACGGAUUACGACCACAAACGCCAUUUGGGGAAACGCGGCGCCUCCAGUCUGCAUUAGCAGCACAUUGAGGAGGAGCAACACAUUCUUCAUCCUAUACUUCUGCAGAAAGAACAUCCAGCCAUCACCUACCUACACCCUAACAUAUAGACUAUUAGGUUAUUUUUCAUCUUAAUUUUUUACUUGUCUAAACAGGUGAGUAUUAGUUUGAGGUGUUUUUAUUAGUAGUAGUAAUUUACCGUAAUUACAUGCUUCUAUGAGUUGAUAGUAGGAUGAAGAAAUGGUCAGGCUGAGACUUAAUUUUUUACCAUAUUUUAUAUAUUCAAAUAUAAUCAAACCCCUUUAAAACGUUAAAUUCGAAUCUAAGCUGUAAAUCAGACCUGCUCAUGUUCACACUGGUUAAACUCCAUAUAUGGAGAUCAGUUUAUUACCACACAUGCGGUUACAUCAUUCAGUAUUUUUUCUUGAAAUUUCCUCAAAAGGCUUCAUAAGCAGGAAAUGUUCCUCAAACACAGAGAGGUCUUGAACCUGUAAAAGAGACUUCUCCACCCAGUAGAACAGCUUCUCGGUAAGGAAACCAGACUCAGGGCUUUGUUGCUGGUUGGGGUCAACUCUGAAUGCUGUACAUCAUGACCAACAACAGCACUUGCAUGGAAGCUCAGAGCUUUGUUGCCCCUGCACUAAUUCCCAUGUUGCUUUUGGACGUCAUUUUGGGUUUACCUGGGAAUAUCCUUGCUUUAUGGUUCCUUGGCUUUCGUGCUUCCUGGAAGUCAGCCAAUAUUUACCUCCUCAAUUUGGUGCUGGCUGAUAUCCUGCUGCUCAUUGCUCUUCCCUUUCACAUUGACAGUUUGCUGCGUGGCAGAUGGAUUUUUGGGGUUCCUUUUUGCCAAAUCAAUUUGUUCAUGCUGUCAGUCAACCAGUCAGCAAGCAUUGCUUUCAUGACUGUAUUGGUGGUGCAUCGCUUCUACAUUAUAGUUCACCCACACCAUCCCGUUUCCCACCUAAACAUUCGGAGUUUGGUAAUGGUGGCCUGUGGAGUCUGGAUAGUUGUGAUGACCCUUCGCCUUCCGCUGCUCGUAACUCGGCUACUAAGACCAACUGAAAACUCAUCUGUGUUACUUUGCCAAAAUAUUGACAUAUGGACAGACACUGGAGCAGGCAUGAAGUUUCACAAUUCACUUUAUAUGAUAGAGUUUGCAAUAGCUUUCCUGGUAGUAAUCAUAUGUUCAGUGCGUAUCUUUUACUGUUUACGUGAAAAAAAGAAUCUGAGAAAGCACCGAAGAGUGAAACGGACCUUCUACGUACUUUUGACAGUGGUGAUCAUGUUGACCUUUUGUUUCCUGCCCAAUUACAUCACAGGCUUUGUGUCCUUCCUCAGAGAUGUCUCCACAUGCUCUUCAUACCUUGUUUUGAGUCAAGUGUUUAGUGUUUCUUUAUGCUUUGUGUUUUCAAACAGUGCUCUGGAUACGGUUCUGUACACUUUAGCAAGUGCAUACUUCCGAAACACAAUCAAAGAAGCAUCCAAUUCUACAGGGUUUACCAAGUUUCGAAUAAGUGAUAAGCAAUCGAGAUCUCCUCGACGAUCCUGAGCCAUGGACUUUAUAUUAUUUUACUACCAGGUCAGCAUUGGUCACUUUAAAGCCUAUUUUACAUUGAAAUGAAGGUGACAUACAUUCAGCAAGCAACAAUUGCUUUCCAGUGGGUAUGACUGACCGAAGUCAGGUUUUUCCUCUUUAUAUUUUAGCCUAUUGUUUAUUAGCUCAAUACGAGCAUAGCAUGGAGAAUCUGCUGUAGAAGUUGUUAUAAAAUCUGUUAUAAAAUCUAGACUGCAAAAUACCGCAUAAAAGCUGCAUUUGUAAAAGGCCACUACCUACAGAAAAUUUGUGCCAAAAUGACUGUUCUGGCAUAGUUUUCAUGUAAUUUUGAAAACACAAAUAUAAUGGACACUGCACACUGCUUGGGUUAACACCAGGUUAAAUCGAAUAUUUUCUUUUUUUGCCACUGCCCUUUUAGUGCAUCCAGUGAGCUUUUAUCUUUUCAUUGUCAGGGCAGGAACUGAUUACGUAUUUCAUGUUGGUUAAAUUAUAACUGGUGCAACCAAUGCUGAAAGAGUUUGCAGCUCCACAUCUGGUGCAACAUAUGCAACAUAUUAUUGUCUAAUUUUGCUGAUGUUUAAUUUGACACUUCUUUAUGCAUCUAUUUUGUGAUUCAUUGACAAGAUACUCACAAGGCUCUCACCUACAAUUAAUGGUGUAUUGUAAAUUUCUAAAUUUAAUGUUUUUUUAUUUUUUGGUCUUGUAAAAUAGGUGAAUAUAUUUUUUAUGUAAGCAUUGUUUUCUGCUCUUGAUACUGUAACAGUAUAUUUUCCCUCAGGAGCCAUAGUAAUUAAAACUUUUUUAUGUAUAUAAUGGUAGAGAGACACCUUAACAAAUGUCGACAAUAGCAUACAUGUUUGUACAGUCUCAUAUUUGUACUUCUUUAAGCUUAAUCAAUGAAUGUAUUUUAUGCUUUCAGUCUGCCAUUAUUCAAUACAGAGCUCCAUUUACAAAAAAGAAAAACACUUAUGCCAUUUUGACAAAAGUUACAAUGUUUUAUAUUAUUUUAUAUUAAAAUGUUUGUUUUAUGUCUUUAUUUAUUACCAU